Messenger RNA from Penicillium pulvis, 1377 nucleotides. RefSeq names its product transcription factor domain-containing protein. Bases 1 to 1377 code for a protein of 458 amino acids. NCBI's taxonomy places the organism in Eukaryota, Fungi, Ascomycota, Eurotiomycetes, Eurotiales, Aspergillaceae. Gene Ontology annotation, molecular function: DNA binding; zinc ion binding. The record is from RefSeq and is a predicted model, not a curated record. Gene Ontology annotation, cellular component: nucleus. The transcript has 4 exons. Gene Ontology annotation, biological process: DNA-templated transcription.
AUGCACUUACUUGUCUACGCGACCAUCGAGAAGUACUUCGACGUUGUCCAGGAUUUAAAUCCCAUCUUCUCCAAAGAGAAAUUUAUCCAUGAUUAUCAACAAGUUCGAUGUGACCCUGACCUUAUCUCUACGAUAAAAGCAAUCACCGCGAAGCUAAUGGGUCUCAAUUCCCUCGCGGACGAAGAAAAUCUAGAUGCCCGUAUCGACCGGCUAUUGAGCUCCAGCUUACUCGAGGAUGACAUUAUCGGGACAACACCGUCUCUUGAUCAGUUUCGCAAAGCUUGUCUUCUAGCGUUCUAUGAUUUCCAUCAGUUUCCAGGACACCAAUCCUGGAUGCGCAUCGGACAAAUCACACGCAUGGCUUAUCGUACAGGACUAGAUCGACUCGAAAGCCUGCGCGCACUCUAUCCUGACUGGGCCUCAUUAAGCAACGACGAGGUUCAAGAAUGGCGAUCUGUGUGGUGGUGUAUAUACCGCCUGGACUCCUAUUCCAAUCUUUCAUCGGGUACUCCAAACUUGAUUGACCAUCAAUUUGUCAAUACCUCUUUUAUCCUUGACCACUUUGAUCAGUCUGCAAGUGGUGAGGCUAGCCCUCAAGAAGUUUAUUUGCCAUCGGAUUAUGCAGAUCUUUGGAGGUUGCUUCCAGUAUUUGCCUUGAGCCCAAAGACGUUUUUAAAGAAUGUCCAUAUCAUAUCUAUCGCUGCUAUGCGACAGACAGCGACAGCUGUCCGAAUGCAUUUUUCACGACCGAAAGAGGACAUGACUGAGUCACUUGCAGAUGCUCAACGCCAGCUUUCGACGCUUUCUUUAUCCUUACCACCUGGCUGGUUCAAUCCGGCGCGCAAUGCAUUUGCAGACGAGUCUCAUGAUGACCACCACGCAAGACUGGUUACCGUUCUCCAUUUCAUGAUGGCACGAUUACUCCUCGCAAUUCUGUGCUGUGGUCAAGCAAAUAGAGAAGAGCCAUUAUUAACCUGGCAACAGGUCCUUGAGGUCUGCCAGGAUAUUGCUUCAGUGAUGGAGCAGUGGAACUCACUGUUCUGCAUGAAAGUGGAUCCAGCGAUUUCGUUUAUCCCUUUCACAGCACUGAUCUUCCUUGAUCUCCAUAAGAAGUCGACUGCAGUGGCUCGGCCCAUUCUUCAGUCGAAGAUUCAACAAAAUCAGACCAUUCUGCGUCUACAUCUUGAACAGUUCGCCCGGAUGUGGACUCUUCCGAGGCUUCUUAAUUACAUGAUCGCUGCGGGUCGGAUCAAGCUAUUGAUUGGUCUCAAGCCCAAGGGCCCAGGCCGUCAACCGGAGGCCGGUACCAUUGAAAAUGGUCACGUCAAAGCUGAAACGACCCCAGAUGAGACUGAUAAGUCACACACGCGAACAUAG